Cooperia oncophora is the source of this 573-nucleotide messenger RNA. NCBI's taxonomy places the organism in Eukaryota, Metazoa, Nematoda, Chromadorea, Rhabditida, Trichostrongylidae. The record is from the annotation of a GenBank genome assembly.
UUGCAGAAUGAUGAAGACUGCUCGACUGCCGUCUUGCCAUCGUCGAACGCGACUGCAAAGGAGGGGCAAUCGCCAAAGGGCAAAACACCUGGCUCAACGUCCGAAAUGAGCACCGACCUUAUGAAGAGAAGCACUGUCGAAAGAACGUCGACAACAGACGGAGAUCUGAACAAAAAAGGUGAACAGAGUCCACAAGAGUAUUCCGCCAAGUCUCCUCAACCUAGCGAUGGAUGGGAUGAAGUGCUUGCUCAAGCUCCUCCUUUGGACAGUACGGGAAUGGAGCCACAACAAACUUCACCUCAUCGAUAUCGAUUCGUAGUCCCUAUGGUCGUACUAGCCGACAUUAAAGGCAAAAUAUACAGGCUCACUACACACUACACGAUUACGAACGAUGAGCCUACUCUCGAUUUUAAACCACUAACCAUUAGAUUCAACGGGCAGUUAUUGUGGGAAAGAUCUGCCAACCUUUCACAAAAGAUUGAUCUCGAUACGAUAACAAGUUGUUCGACCGGUCAAGGAACGUUCACAGGGCACAGUCCGAUAAACGUUGAGAAGAAAGGCCAGAACAAGUGA